Effrenium voratum is the source of this 705-nucleotide messenger RNA. The record is from the annotation of a GenBank genome assembly. NCBI's taxonomy places the organism in Eukaryota, Dinophyceae, Suessiales, Symbiodiniaceae.
AUGGAUGCCUCACCUGCGCGGUCACAGCCGCGGCUGAAUUUUGCUUUGUACUUGUGCAGAACCUGGAAUGACUUGACGGUGCUCCUGACGAUUGUCCUUUGCAUUUGGGCACUGUUCUAUGCAGAAAUCGUUCCACUUUACCAGUUUGACGAAAGCGAAGCAGUCCAGAGCAUCGGCUGGUCAUAUGUCAUUGCCUCGGUGAUGGCUGGAACUGCCAUGGUCUUUGAGCUUUUGGCCAUACUUGUCGAGUACGGCUCCGUCAGUGUGAAGAGUUUUCCGCCCGGUGUCACGGGCGACGAUUCCAAGUUAAUGCUUUUUGUGUAUGUCUGUUUGUCUGUCAGCUAUUUCAAGAUGGCCAUUUCGGGCAACCAAUGGGUCCACACUGAUCCUUUUGCUGCCGGUGGCGCUCGGCCAGUCUACACGCUCAGAUACUUAGAGUGGAGCAUUUGCAUGCCACUGCUGAUGGCUGUGUCAGCGGGCGGUCACGAUGAAGGACAGCUGAAAUCCGAGGCUGACCAGCAGGAAGUGGUGGCAAGCGGCUUUAUGGGGCAGGUCAACAUGGUUCUUAACCUCCCUCUCCUUGUGGGCGACAGAUUCCUGAGUUCUCCCUUGGCGGCCUCAGCGCGCUGCACAGCUACCUACAUUUGGUCCUCAUGGCUUGCGCUCGUGGUGGAUGAUGAGGCAGGUCAGACUCGGUCAGAUUGA